Laccaria bicolor S238N-H82 is the source of this 1137-nucleotide messenger RNA. RefSeq lists its product as uncharacterized. The transcript has 2 exons. NCBI's taxonomy places the organism in Eukaryota, Fungi, Basidiomycota, Agaricomycetes, Agaricales, Hydnangiaceae. The coding region runs from base 1 to 1137 and encodes 378 amino acids. The record is from RefSeq and is a predicted model, not a curated record.
AUGUCCUUUGGUAGUCAAGGAUACCCAAGCAACCUCACAUUUUAUGUCGGUUGCGACAAUGAGCGCGAGGAAUGCGGGGGGCAGACAAUAUGCCUCAGAAGAGGCAACCAAAACCUCGUGGUUCAGGGCCCGUCUGUAAUUCCUCCAGAGUAUUCUGGAACGUGGGGCAAAGAUCCUGCAAUCGACGAGGCGAUCAAGGAUGGUCUAUACGGUAGAAUCGAGAAAAUUCAAACCCUCCUCUCAACCAUACCGUUCGGCUCAAAAAACUGGGCGUACUUCAUAACCAAGAAAGACGGGACGUACAGCCUAGUGUACAGGGAGAGAAAACUGUAUCAGGUUACUACUCCACCUUGGGCGCCCUUGGUUGAUGAGAGGGAGAUAUUGGUGACCAAGAUGAUCUCUCCCGAAGAGCAUCAGGGCAUCUGGGACGGGAAGGAGGCACAUAAUCUCCUGCGAGGUUUAGACCUCACGUUCGAAGUUCUUGGUCACGUCACAAACUCUGAUGGUGAGAUUGUUGGCAUCAUGACAGAACCAGCGUACGGGAGGUAUGUUGAAUAUAGCGAUCGCACCGACGUUUAUGAAGCGAUCGCCAAAAUUCAGAGCCGGAGCCUUUGGUACUCCUUCGACCACACCACUAUCAUGGUCUCCAAAGGAAAGAUUCGCAUUGAAUCUCUAACGUCUGUUCAUCCCAUUCCACUGGAGCAGGAGAGACUAGCAGACGAACUCCAUUCCGAAUAUCUGGAUUAUAUGUUCGAUGUCUUGAGCGUUCAGAAAAAUUUCUUCACACCUUUUCGGUAUCAUCAACAAAUAGCGAAGCCACUCCCAGGGAUACCCUCCCCUUCUGCUCCAAUGGAUGACUUCGUCGCAAAAUUGAUGAGAUGCACACUCUCCUGCAACGGUCUCAAUCCCGAAAUCCAAGAAGACUCGAAAUCGGAUAAAUCAAGGGAUCGAGCCGUCCGCAUGCAUCGGCGUUUUCUUGGCUCAGGUGGCAAGAAUCUUGAUCGACCUUACCAGGUCGUUCGAUAUGACCCCAUUGGGAGCUUGCUUUCCACACGGAGGACAAAAAGAUUCCUUUUGAGCGCUGCUAGCAGUGACACCACCGAGUCGGAUAUCGGUGACUCAUCCCUUUUACCAUAA